Limanda limanda (common dab) is the source of this 2219-nucleotide messenger RNA. RefSeq names its product CDGSH iron sulfur domain 2 (gene cisd2). Gene Ontology annotation, biological process: regulation of autophagy; autophagy of mitochondrion. Bases 107 to 514 code for a protein of 135 amino acids. Gene Ontology annotation, molecular function: 2 iron, 2 sulfur cluster binding. The record is from RefSeq and is a predicted model, not a curated record. The transcript is spliced from 3 exons. Gene Ontology annotation, cellular component: intracellular membrane-bounded organelle; mitochondrial outer membrane. NCBI's taxonomy places the organism in Eukaryota, Metazoa, Chordata, Actinopteri, Pleuronectiformes, Pleuronectidae.
GUCCGAAGCGUACGCACCGGUGACAGCCUUACGCUCGAUUCUCAGCGCAAUGACACAAGCGAACCUCAGGAACUGAAACAAGUCGAACCUGAAGCUUCGGAUCAAGAUGAGUCUGGAAACGAUCUCCAGGAUAAUUAAAGUCCAACUUCCGGCGUAUCUCAAGAGGCUUCCGCUGCCGGAGAGCAUCGGGGGCUUCGCCAGCUUGACAGUGUCUGAGUGGCUCCGGCUGCUGCCUCUCCUGGGCAUCCUGGCUUUGCUGGGCUACCUGACCAUCCGUCCAUUCCUGCCCAAGAAGAAGAAGCAGCGAGACAGCCUGAUCAACCUGAAGAUCCAGAAAGAAAACCCCAAGGUGGUGAACGAGAUCGACAUCGAGGACCUGAACAGCGCUAACGUGUGUUACUGUCGCUGCUGGCGCUCCAAAACUUUUCCUGUUUGUGACAAGUCACAUUUAAAGCACAAUGAGCUGACUGGAGACAACGUGGGACCCCUCAUACUCAAAAAGAAGAUUCUAUAAUCAACUGCUGAUGGGAGUUUUCCUUUCCUCGCCCCAGUCUUCAGUUUUCAUUUAACAGUUUGUAGUUUUGUCUGUUUUUUUGUUGUUGUUUUGUUUUUACAUAUCUUGAUCUUGCUUUGGUGUCAUGUUGGUAGAAAUAUUAACUUCCAGAGUGAAGUGGUCUUACUUCCACAGUCAGUUAGUGUGAAAACUUUAUUUUCCUGUGCAGUAAGGAAGGGUUUUGUUUGUUUUGGUUGUGGCCAUUGUUCACUGUUGUGAUAUGACUGUCAACUCACUUAAAGUCAUGUCCCAGUUUUUUUGAAUCAGUUACAAGCCAACGGGAGAUUCGGGACCACUGAGGGGAAAAACUUGAAGCUCAAUUUCAGCAACGUUGUGACGACUAUAAAUGAUUCAAAGCCAUGAGCGCAAACUCGGUUCAUCCUGUCAUCAAAAUGUUGCACAGCAAGCUUUCAUGUUGGACAAAGCUUUCUUUCUUUCUUUUGCCUCCGUUUUUUCCAUGUGCCAAAUAUUUACAUACCGUCAGGAUGUGAAACGCUGUCCUUAUAAGUUAUUGUGUGUAUGGGAAGCUACUUAUUAUUCUUCAAAUGUAUUUUGUUCGCAGCCACUAAACACAAGUUUUACACUUUGUUGCCUUCAAACAUUUCAAACAACUGCACUGUUGAGUAAUAUCCAGUUUUAACCUCACUGCCCCGCCGAGGUUCUUUCUAAACGCCGUUUAUUUUUCUAACCUCUGUAUAAAUUUGACUUCCUGCUGCAGCCUUUCUACUUUUUAAUUCAUCAGCAAUAUUUUAUACAUUAAGGGCUUGUCAGAUACGUAUUUUCAUCAUAAUGUCUGAGAAUGACUGUGUGUGUGUUUAUGAACUUUUGUAAGGCUGAAAUUCAUUCAUUCUGCAAUACAAAUGUGACGUGCAAAGAAAUAGUCUCAAUAGUUUAACUCGGCAGUAUCAGUUACAACUGGGGAACACUUCACUUAACCUGAAGAUGUAAUAAGUAUGUAUGAAUGUCAAGUUAUCAGAUAACACCUUAUUUUUUUUUAUGGGCUUGUUACUGAAUGUUUUUCCAUGUUAAACUAAAAUUAAGGCUCAUAUUUACAGAGGUUCCUUAUUAUAGGCAAAGCUUUAACCAAGAGAUUAUUUUUUUCUUUUCCUUUCUCAAUUGUCUCAUAAAUUUAGAGUUGAGGGUUUGCAUAAAGAAUUUAACAACACAAUAUCCCUACUUAUUAUUCACAAUAAGGAACAUUGCAAUUAAUAAUAACCUCUCUUGUUUUCACCUGACGACUGAAGACAGACGGAUUUUGGAUUAUUUGAUCUGACAAUUUCAGUCUUACUUACAAACGCUGGUGGAGGAAGUUGGAAUAAAUGGACACAAAAAAAAAGGAAAAGUACAUUCACAUUUGUUCUUGAGUAAAAGAAAGUAAGUACUUGCUUUUAAAUAUACUUUUAUUAAAAGUAAAAGUAGUUGCUGAGUGAAGUCUAUUCACCAAUGCAACAGUUUACUACAUCUUCUCAGUCAUCACCUGAAUCCAUAUCGCUGUGAUGUUACGUGCUAGCUUUGAUUGGAACAAUGGACCAACUCCCCUCUUGGCAUUGAUUACUUUAAUAUAAAAACACUGUUCAAGUAUAACUCAAUGCAUUGUUAAAAUGUAGAAAGUACAGAUAUUUGCUGAUAUAUGUACUUGAAAAUAAAUAUACUUGUUAAACAAUAA